Messenger RNA from Mercenaria mercenaria, 2266 nucleotides. Its product is annotated as RUS family member 1-like. The transcript has 14 exons. Bases 73 to 1437 code for a protein of 454 amino acids. The record is from RefSeq and is a predicted model, not a curated record. Lineage: Eukaryota; Metazoa; Mollusca; Bivalvia; Venerida; Veneridae.
AUGUGUUUAGAGUUACGCCGCUUUUGUUUACGUGUGGAUUUUUAUGUCCUUUUUUUCAGCAGAUGAUAAUGAAUGCGUAAAGCUGAUGACUGCAGUCUAACUAUCGAGCAGUUUUAUGCUUUGCAAACAAUGGAAGAGUCCUACGGUUCAACGUCUCUUCGUCGGCGUUACACUUGCGGGAAAAAUGGAAGGAUACAAGUGACAAGCAAAAAAUCACGUGGAUUUGUCUCCAUAUCACAUUUCUUUGUGACUGUUUUCUUGCCCCAAGGAUACCCAGACAGUGUGAGUGAGGAUUAUCUUACAUAUCAGAUCUGGGACACCAUACAGGCAUUUGCUAGCAGUAUAACAGGUACACUAGCAGCUCAAGCUGUACUGAAAGGGUACGGAGUUGGGGAUGAAUCUGCCACAGUUCUUGCCGCCACAUUGACAUGGCUUCUCAAAGAUGGUACUGGCAUGCUGGGAAGAAUUUUGUUUGCCUGGAUGCAAGGGACAGGUCUGGAUUGUGAUGCAAAGAGAUGGAGGUUGUUUGCAGAUAUUAUCAAUGAUGCAGCAAUAUUUCUGGAGAUUAUGGGACCACAUUUUCCUCAUGUUUUCACAUUAAUCCUGUGUGUGUCAGGUGUACUUAAGUCUAUAGUUGGAGUGUCAGGCGGAGCCACUCGAGCUGCCUUAACUCAACAUCAGGCUCGUAGAAAUAACAUGGCAGACGUGUCGGCUAAAGAUGGAAGUCAGGAGACACUAGUGAAUCUAGGAGCCUUGAUAUGUAGUUUUAUUUUGGUACCAAUAGUUACAGGAAGACAUGCAUUGAUCUGGGUCCUGUAUUUCCUGUUUACAUCACUCCAUCUGUAUGCAAAUUACUCAGCAGUAAGGGGUGUUGUCAUGGAGACAAUCAACCAAGCACGACUGUAUAUUCUGCUGGCAGAAUACUUCAAGAUGGGCACUAUCCUAUCACCAGUUGUUGUAAAUAAAAGGGAACCAGUACUGUGGAGAACAAGAAGAAAAUUUGAUAUUUAUCUUGGUACAUCUAUGAAAAGCUUAUGUGAAAGCAAAGAAGAUAUAGCAGAAUUUUUAGAUAUUUAUAAAACCAGUAGAUAUUUUCUAUGGAUUGGACCAAACAGAGAUUGUAUAAAUAUAGCAUUACAGCAGACGGCAAGUGUUCUGGAUCAGUUAGAAGCUUGCUAUCAUGCAGAGUUGAUCAACUUCCUGCAGGAAAAUCAAACAUCUCAGGGCCUGCCUAUACCACUUCAACAUUUAGGAAAAGAAGUAAAUGAAGGAGGUCUCUCGUUGCUACGGUCAUCACGGGAAUAUGUUUUAAAAACAUUCCCACAAUUUCUAGAAGAUGUUCACCAGGGUCGCUGGAAAACUGACAUCUGUCUUCUUGGUGCUGAUGAAUGGAGAAUUGAGGACCAGACUGUCCAGGGAACAGUGAACAAAAUGUAACCUGCUCACUGAUAGCUGUUCACACUGUUGACCAUCUCAUCAACAAGAUUUGAUGGCUAAAUUCUGAAGAUUUUACAUUUGAAUUAUUAUUUAAGAUUUUAAUAUGAAAAUGUUUUCUUAUGCAGAUGUAGACUGGGGUUUUACUGUAUGAUGGUAUUUACUGUUUAGAAGGCAAUUAAAAAAAAAGAAAGAUAAAAUUUCAUAAAUAAGGCCUUGAAAUCAGACAGUUUAAAGUCUUCAGAGAAACUUUAUAUUCAAUUGAUGUUGUCUUUCUACUAACUGUCAGUACUGAUUUAAAAGACAUUAUAGCACACUAAGUUGGUUUGUUUGUUUUGUUUUGGGUUUAAAGCCGUUUUUCAACAGUAUUUCAGUCAUGUAACGGCGGGCAGUUAACCUAACCUGUGUUCCUGGAUUCUGUACCAGUACAGACCUGUUCUCCACAAGUGACUGCCAACUUCCCCACAUGAAUUAUCAGAGGUGGAGGACGAAUGAUUUCAGACACAAUGUCUUUUAUCAAAUCGUCACGGAGAAUAUACGCUCCACCCGGGGAUCGAACUCAUGACCCCACGAUCUGCAGACCAACGCUGUCCCUACUGAGCUAAGCGGGCAGGCUCACUAAGUAGGUAGUUAGUAGUGUUCUAUGUAUAGGGAUAAAACAACAUUUAUAAAUGUUCCGCAGUAAGUUAUUAGCUUUAAUACCUGAGCACAAAGUAAGCUUUAGGAUUUACUUUCAUAUUGCCACAGAGUAGGUGAAAGGUGACAUUUGUCCAGUUUUCAUUCAUGACAUAUUGUAGUGUACUCAUGUUUGAAUAAAACUUGUCGCAUUUUC